This is a messenger RNA of Arabis nemorensis, 1323 nucleotides long. The record is from the annotation of a GenBank genome assembly. NCBI's taxonomy places the organism in Eukaryota, Viridiplantae, Streptophyta, Magnoliopsida, Brassicales, Brassicaceae.
AUGGCGUCUCCUUAUCCUGGAGCGAUGCAGGCGAUUUUGCAGCAGCAACCAGAUCUUAUUCAUCAGUUUUACUCUGAGUCUAGUAGAGCGAUCCGUGUUGAUGGAGAUUCCAGUGAGACUGCCAAUACUUUGCUGCAUAUUCAUAACAUGGUCAUGUCACUGAAUUUUACGGCGAUUGAAGUGAAGACGAUCAAUUCAGUUGAGUCAUGGGAGGGUGGUGUUCUUGUAGCGGUUUCAGGCUCUGUGAAAACUAAGGAGUUUAGCAACAGAAGGAAUUUUAUGCAGACCUUUUUUCUCGCUCCGCAGGAAAAGGGUUAUUUUGUUCUCAAUGAUAUCUUUCAGUUCAUUGAUGAUGGAUCUGUCUUCUAUCAUCAGCCUUCUUAUUUAUCCGAAAGUAAGCACGAGGCUCAGCUAAAUCCUCCAAGCCCUCAUCCGGAACCCCAAGUUCCUGACUAUGUUCUGGAGCAAGAGGCGAGAGAUUACGUGAACUCAGUCCAAAUCAAAGAUGAUCUUGUCGAUAAGUACAGUCUGCAAGAAGAGCAACAUUAUCAGCCACAGGAAGAAGACUAUGAGGAUGAAGGUGCGGUUGAGGAAACAGUAAGGGAUGAAGUUGUGGUUGAUGUAGUGCAUGAACCUCGGGCUGCACCAGCAGAAGAGCCUGUUGGUGAGAAGUCGAAGAUGAGUUAUGCUUCCAUUUUACGGGUUGCAAAGGAAGCAGCAGCUGUGCCUGUAGCUGCUACACAGCCAUCAUAUAACAAGAGCUCUCAAGAUACUAAUGAGUGGGAUCAACCACAGCGAACACCUUCCCCCCAGGUGGCUGCUCCUCUUGCCCCUCCUCAGCAAUCAAACGUUUCUUCUCCGUAUGUUAGUGACUAUGGUGCAGAGAUGGAAGAUGGCGCGGGAUUUGAAGACUUCGAGUUCAAAUCGGUGUACGUGAGGAAUUUGCCUUCCAACAUAUCUGCUUCUGAAAUCGAGGAAGAGUUUAAGAACUUUGGCACAAUCAAGCCUGAUGGUGUUUUCCUCAGAACCCGCAAGGAUGUUAUCGGCGUUUGCUAUGCUUUUGUUGAGUUUGAGGACAUGACUUCCGUCGAGAAUGCUAUUAAGGCUUCUCCUAUAUACUUGGGUGGAAGGCAAGUGUACAUCGAGGAACGAAGACCCAAUCCCGCUGGUGUUCGCGGAGCAAGAAGAGGAGGACGUGGAAGGGGAGGUUACCCAACAGAAGCACCAAGAGGCCGGUUUGGUCCCCGUGUGUCCGGUAGAGGAAACCAAGACGGAAGUGACUACAGGCCAAGAGGUAACGGUUACUACCGUGGUGGCCGCUAA